Paramecium sonneborni is the source of this 314-nucleotide messenger RNA. NCBI's taxonomy places the organism in Eukaryota, Ciliophora, Oligohymenophorea, Peniculida, Parameciidae. The record is from the annotation of a GenBank genome assembly.
AUGAGACAUGAUUAUUUAUUAGAGAAAGAUAUUAGAAUUCAUGAAAAAAUAGGAGAAGGAGCAUUUGGUUAAGUUUAUAAAGGAUUAUAUAGAAAUGAGGAAGUGGCAAUAAAAGUAAAUAGAUAUUUAUUAUUUAGCUAAUGCAAGGUGCAUAAAUAUAAGAAACAUCUAUAAUGGAAAGUUUGAAGCAUAAAAACAUUAUAACAUUUUAUUAGGUUAUUUUAUGUUGGUAUAGUUUUAGUAUUUUAAAUAUGGAAAUUGUCAAUAUUUAAUAAUGGAAUAUGCAUCUGGAGGAUCAUUAAAGGAAUUAAUGA